AUGGCGGACAGAGACAGCGGCAGCGAGCAGGGCGGCGGCGGCGGGGGCGCGGCGGGCGCCGGGGGGCCGGGCGCGGGCGGCGGCGGCCCGGGCGGCGGCGGCGGCGGCGGCGGGGGCCCGGGCGGCGGGCUGCAGCACGAGACGCAGGAGCUGGCCUCCAAGCGGGUGGACAUCCAGAACAAGCGCUUCUACCUGGACGUGAAGCAGAACGCCAAGGGCCGCUUCCUCAAGAUCGCCGAGGUGGGCGCGGGCGGCAACAAGAGCCGCCUGACCCUCUCCAUGUCGGUGGCCGUCGAGUUCCGCGACUACCUGGGCGACUUCAUCGAGCACUACGCGCAGCUGGGGCCCAGCCAGCCCCCCGAGCUGGCGCAGGCGGCCGACGAGCCCCGGCGGGCGCUGAAGAGCGAGUUCCUGGUGCGGGAGAACCGCAAGUACUACAUGGAUCUGAAGGAGAACCAGCGCGGGCGCUUCCUGCGCGUCCGCCAGACCGUGAACCGCGGCCCGGGGCUGGGCUCCACGCAGGGCCAGACCAUCGCGCUGCCCGCACAGGGCCUCAUCGAGUUCCGCGACGCCCUGGCCAAGCUCAUCGACGACUACGGCGUGGAGGAGGAGCCGGCCGAGCUGCCCGAGGGCACCUCCUUGACUGUGGACAACAAGCGUUUCUUCUUCGACGUGGGUUCCAACAAGUACGGCGUGUUCAUGCGGGUGAGCGAGGUGAAGCCCACCUACCGCAACUCCAUCACCGUCCCCUACAAGGUCUGGGCCAAGUUCGGCCACACCUUCUGCAAGUACUCGGACGAGAUGAAGAAGAUCCAGGAGAAGCAGCGGGACAAGCGCGCCGCCGCCGCCGCCGCCCCCGCCGUGGGCGCCGAGCCGCCCCCGAGGCCGAGGCGGCCGCCGCCGGCCGCC
Molecule: messenger RNA, 909 nt
Organism: Camarhynchus parvulus
Lineage: Eukaryota; Metazoa; Chordata; Aves; Passeriformes; Thraupidae
Gene: PURA
Product: purine rich element binding protein A
Exons: 1
Biological process (GO): regulation of transcription by RNA polymerase II
Cellular component (GO): nucleus
Molecular function (GO): purine-rich negative regulatory element binding; DNA-binding transcription factor activity, RNA polymerase II-specific; RNA polymerase II transcription regulatory region sequence-specific DNA binding
Source: RefSeq, a predicted model, not a curated record